This is a messenger RNA of Hypomesus transpacificus, 1392 nucleotides long. It is a transcript of the gene ndr2, whose product is annotated as nodal-related 2. Gene Ontology annotation, biological process: SMAD protein signal transduction; BMP signaling pathway. Lineage: Eukaryota; Metazoa; Chordata; Actinopteri; Osmeriformes; Osmeridae. The record is from RefSeq and is a predicted model, not a curated record. Bases 1 to 1173 code for a protein of 390 amino acids. Gene Ontology annotation, cellular component: extracellular region. The transcript is spliced from 3 exons. Gene Ontology annotation, molecular function: growth factor activity; type I activin receptor binding; cytokine activity.
AUGCAUUCACUGGCAGCUUUUAGUGUGGUGCUGCACGCAUCUGUGCUCAUACUGCUUGCUCAUGGGAUUCCUAAAGGUAAAGAUGGAGUUUACACCGGACCCUUGCACCGUUUUGGCACCGACCGUUCAUCUGGAUACCACCUGCCGAAUUAUAUGAUGCACCUCUACAGAAAUUUCAAGUCUAACCUUACUCGGCCUAUGGAUCUAAUUGAGCAGGCCACCGCAAGGCAAGCAGACACCGUUAAGAGUGUCCUGGCAAAAGGCUUGGUUCUUAAAAACAGGCACUGGAUUGUUACCUUUGACCUCUUCACCUUGUUGGCUGAUGAACAAAUUCAGACUGCAGAACUCAGGAUCCGGUUUCCCAGAGCGGUGAUCGCCUCAAACGUUACAUUGGAAAUUCACCACCAGCACAGCUUUCCAUGCCACUCACACAACAGCUGUAAGAAACCUCAGCUAGUGGGAUCACUGACGGGAUCUUCUGUGGUCACUUCAUCAGCACACUGGAAAGUGUACAACGUGACAAGUCCACUAUUGAACUGGCUUGAGGAAAAACGUGUGUCAAGAAAGAGGAAACCACCAAAGGCAAAGAGGGGCCUGUUGUUUCCAGCUUCAAUGAAGUCAGCCAGCUCUAAAAGUAAACCAAGUGUGAGUAACAGAGCCUUGCUGGUGGUCUUCUCGCACACAGGGUCUAAAGAGGGCUCACAGGCCAAAGCAAGCCUCCUCCUCACAGCUGAACAAUCCAAGUUUUUGUCCUCUGCUGAAAUCAAGAAAGUAGAUCAGCCAAAGAGGCGCAGGAGCAAAAGGGACCACAAAGAAGAUAAAGUUAGAAGUCCACAAGUGCCCAGAAGAGUCAAUGAAAAACCCCUGUGUGGCAGAGUUGACUUGCAUGUCGACUUUAAUCAAAUAGGCUGGGGUUCAUGGAUUGUCUUUCCCAAGAAGUAUAACGCUUAUCGCUGUGAAGGGUCUUGCCCCAGUCCUCUUGGAGAAGACUUAAAUCCUACAAAUCAUGCUUAUAUGCAGAGUCUACUGAAACACUACUACCCUGACAGAGUUCCAUCUGCUUGCUGUGCUCCCACUAAAAUGAGUCCUCUCAGCAUGCUGUAUUACGAGAAUGGGGAGAUGCUUCUUCGGCAUCAUGAGGAUAUGAUUGUCAGUGAGUGCGGCUGUCAGUGAGAGCAUGACUCAUUUCCAAUGGACAAAUAUGUGUUAAGCAGCGCUGGUUAAAUGAGUGUUGGAACUGUAAUCCAAACCCCAAGAUGUUGUUGAAAUCAACAUUGUCAACAACACUUAGCCACAAGAACAAAGCUCUUUGCUUAUGGUGACUUUGCAUUUUGGUGGUUGUAAGUACAAAGAUUCAGAUAAAGAUUUAUAAUGACGUAAACAACGCUAUGU